Hyla sarda is the source of this 4228-nucleotide messenger RNA. RefSeq names its product TNF receptor superfamily member 11b (gene TNFRSF11B). Gene Ontology annotation, molecular function: protein binding. Bases 26 to 1195 code for a protein of 389 amino acids. Lineage: Eukaryota; Metazoa; Chordata; Amphibia; Anura; Hylidae. The transcript has 5 exons. The record is from RefSeq and is a predicted model, not a curated record.
UAGAAGCUGAGGUUUGGAGACCACAAUGUACAAGCUUAUUAGCUGCACGCUCCUGGUGGUCUUCCACGUCAGUAUUACAUUGGGACAUUUACCAAUAUAUACUCACUAUGACCCUUACACACGUGUCGAGCUGCAGUGUGACCAGUGUCCACCAGGAACUUUUGUAAGAUAUGACUGCACAGCCGAGAAGAGGACAGAAUGUGCCCCCUGCCCUUCCAAUUACUUUACCAAUGAAUGGAACUCUUAUAAGGACUGUCAGUACUGCAGUACCAUCUGUAAGGAGCUGCAGGUCUCCAAACAAGAGUGCAGUAGCACCACCAACAGGAUAUGUCAGUGCAUCGAUGGUUUUUUCCUGGACGUAGAGUUCUGUUCACCCCACAAGGAGUGCCCACCUGGCUAUGGAGUAGUACAGCAAGGGACUCCUCACAGUGACACCGUCUGUGGUGAAUGUCCAAAGGGGAUGUUCUCCAAUGUAACGUCAUCCACGGCUCCGUGUCAGAGACAAACUGACUGCAAAAAGCUGGGCCGCAAAGUGCUGCACAAAGGAAGUUCUACACAGGACACAGUGUGCAAAGAAGAAUCUGCCUCUUCAUGUGAAAUAGAUGUCACACUUUGUGAGGAGGCCUUGUUUCGGUUUCCAGCGCCUCCAGAGAACUGGAUAAUGACUCUCAUUCAGAGAUUUUCUAGCCUGGCUUUGACAUCACAGCAAAUAAAUAAAAUACAGGAAACCCACGACGCAAAGGAACAGCCGUUCUACUUGUUUAAAUUAUACAAGAGUCAAAGCAAAGCAGAUGACUCCUUCACCCCGCUCAUCAAAGAUUUAAAGGAGUGUGAGAAGGGAGUGUUUAAUCUCCUGGGACCCCUGAAUCUGACAAGCAAAAAUGCAAUGAUAUUAAUGCAGAGUUUACCAGGAAAACGGAUAAGGCCGGAAGAUAUUGAAAAAACCUUGAAGACGUGUGAGCGGCCCAAAGACCUAAUAAAACUCCUAAGUCUAUGGCGGAAUAAAAACAAAGGGAACACAAUCGAGGGGCUCAAACUGCUUAAAAUGCGCCAACUCCCGAAAGUAUUGCGCAAGAGGAUGAAGAAACUUGGACAAUUUCUAUCUGGAGAUUCCAUGUACAGUCUGUACCAGAAAAUUAUUCUGGAGAUUAAUGGCAACACCACACAAGCGGUAAAGCUGGAAUCCUUAUUAUAACCAGAGAAGAAGUCCCCGCGUGUCUACUGACCGUUCCAUCUCGUCUUCUACUCUCCCUAUCCCCUUCAGACUGGGGGUCCUGCCCUGGUACCUGCUGUAUAAGCUUUAUUUAUGAAAGUAUUUUUAUUAUAUAUGUUUUCAUAAGGAACUUUUUAUGAAACCCAAACAUGAACAGUGCUGAAGGAUACCAUUGCCUUACUAGAUAUGGUUCCUGUAUCAUCUCAUGUACUGGAGUCUUUUAUGUGUAUAUAAUAUGUGCUGGUAACCAAGACUGCUGUAUAUGGUAGAACUAUUAUAUUUAUACUACUUGGGAUUUUAUAUGUUUUUUCUAGAGAUGUAUAGUAUGUUUUGAUAUGUUAAUGAUAACGGAAGCUAACUCCCCUGCAGUAACUGAAUACACAGCAUUUUGUUACACACACACAUGUAAAUAUAUAUAUAUAUAUAUAUAUAUAUAUAUAUACUGUAUAUCUAUAUAUAAUAGCUGAAGUUUUGUUUAUAUUUCUAUGUUCAUACAUCAUAAAUGUCUGUUGGGUAGAAAGUUUGGGUAUUAAAUAUUGGGUAUUAAAAGAUCCUUUUCCAGUAAUCCAAGGCAAGAAUUUUCAACGCUCUCUUCAUUAUAGUCUAUUGGAGUUCAGUGCCUCGACUGCAACAAUAAUUCUUUUAGUCUUUAAUAGAAAGGUCUGUGCAAAUUAUUGCCCCUCUUGCUCAUCCCUUUCUUGGCCAUGGCAGCCAGUUCAGACUCCUUGAAGAGGCUCUCACAGAAACCAAUCCAGUCCUUGCUGAGGGAAUAUCAAAUAUCCUGCCAACUCCUUGAAGGAGUGAUCUAGUUUUCCACUUCUGAGAGGGAGUGAUUUUAGUUAGAGUGGAGAAGCUUUACAAGGUCCCCGUUGCCCUUUUGCUAUCCUACUGGUUCCAGAGCUUUAUGGAAAACUCGUCACAUCUCUGCCUAAAAAUGUGUCCUGUUACAAGACAUUGCAGCAUUUUUUAUCUUUUGCUGGGGCCAAAAGGAAAAUAAAAAACACAUACAAACCUACCUCAAUUUCCUCGGGGCUCACUUUAUGACGUCUUCCAGUCCAGCACUAUCGCUCUUGUUGCUACUUCUAAGACAGACGCUGUCACAGAACUAGCAGCAAGAGCAUUCAGUGGACGUUCAGAAGACAUCAUUGGGAGAGCCACGAGGGUUUGAGGUAAAAAUUUUAGCUCCAGUAAAAUGUAAAAAAAAAGUAUUUGGAAUACCCCUUUUUAUCCUUCCAAUUUCACUAACUGGAAGCCAGCGAGUGAAAAUUUACUUAGUAAUAUAUCUUUUGAAUUGUGGAUGAGAUGCACGAGAACAAACAUAAAUGCACCACUUACCCCUGAGAUUUGGAAGUAAUGCCUAAGGCUAUCGUCACUGCUUGGUCAUCUUACCAAUUUCUGUAGGAGCCAUAAAAAUCCCACUAAAACUUUAUAUAACACCACUUUUUUUUUCUUCAGACUCAAGUUGGCAUGUAAAAAGGUUAUCCUCACUGUCCUGUCCUCCACUGAUGUCCAGACAGUGCCAGACCCCCACUGAUAAGCACUUCCUAAUGAUUUCUCAACAUGCCGGAGAUGCCCGCUCAGUCAGUCAAUGGUCGUAGCAGUGAUUGGCUGAGCAGGUAUUUCCGACACGGCCAAAUGGAAGCUCUGAUCAGUUGGACCAGGCAUUGUCUGGACAGCAGCGGCGUGGGAUCAGGAGGGUAGGUUUCACUUCAUUUUGUUUUCAUGUUUUAGGCUCUAAAAAAUACUAUUAGCUGGAUAACCCCUUUAAAACCGUUUAUAACUCAGCAUUUUGUUUCUAUUAAGUGAUUUACAUACUCAGAUACCACCAUAGUAAACCAAGACAAUUUCUUUUCAAAAUUAAAAUAAGAUAAAAUAGACAACAAAAUAUUACAUCUGGACACGUUAAAAAAAAUGUCAAUUAAACUUAACGAUCUUUACAGAACAAUAAAUUCUUAAGAAAUAAAAGCGAUGUAUUAUUAGAAUAAAUAUAACACACAAUCAGCAUGAUACAUAAAGGGAACUAAUGGCAUAAAACAACAAUCCAAUAGAAAGAGCAUGAAAUAAAAACAUGUUUUCAUUUUUGAAAAAAAAUCUGUUGUGCUGGACAACCCUCCAGUGAGUGAGUGACUUCUUUAUUAAGCUAGAUUUUUAUUUUUACUUUCAGUACUUAAAGGGUUACUCCACCCACAGACAUCUUAACCCCUAUCCAAGGAAUAGGGGAUAAGAUGUCUAAUCAUGUGGGUCCCGCCGAUGGGAACCCCGGCGAUCUCCCUGCUGCACCCAGCGUUCGUUUAGAGCGUCGGGUGCAGUGCCGGAGGCUUGUGACAUCAUGGCCACGCACCCUUAAUGCAAGUCUAUGGGAGGGGAGUGAUGGCCGUCAUGCCCUCUCCCAUAGACUUGCAUUGAGGGGGCAUGACCAAGAUGUCAUGAGCGGGGCGUGGCCGUGAUGUCACAAGCCUCCGCCCCGCAUCGCCAGUCAUCUAGCACGGAGCGAAGUUCACUCCUUGCACAGGUUGUUUAGGGUGCCGCAGCCAAGAUCACGGGGGUCCCCAGCAGUGGGGCCCCCGCAUUCAGUCAUCUUAUCCCCUAUCCUUUGGAUAGGGGAUAAGAUUUCUAGGGGCGGAGUACCCCUUUAAACUAACAUAAAGGGGUUAGCCAGUUUAUAGUAUUUUGUAAAAUUGCAAAGCAGGGGUUACUCCCCUUUCCAAUCUUGACAAGCAGACAUCACAUGGUUGCAGCUAUCCAGUGGCUUCAGUGGCAUCACUGCUUAAUGAUGGGAGCCAUGAUGCCACUGAACUAGAAAGACAAGGGAGAGCGCUCCAUAGCGUAAUACCGCAGGUGCAGGGUCCAGAAAGUAAAAUAGGAGAUAUCCUUACCGAAUGCGGUUGUGUAAGCUCACACACAACAGUGGUCAGCGUGGGCGAGAGACAAGGUCCAGCCUGCAGCCUUCCCAUCCAAACAAGACAAUGGCAAAGAAAGGACUUCUGGUGGUGAUUGGAUUCAAUGGCGCUGGUC